Messenger RNA from Theobroma cacao (cacao), 858 nucleotides. Its product is annotated as nicotinamidase 3-like. The record is from RefSeq and is a predicted model, not a curated record. Lineage: Eukaryota; Viridiplantae; Streptophyta; Magnoliopsida; Malvales; Malvaceae.
GGCCCCCCCUUCCUCUUCUUUAGAUCAAAUUUUUCCAUAUGUCAAUGGCGUCCUCCUUAAAAUGCUCCUCAUACAAGAAAUACGAAAUCAGAAAGCGAGACCCAAACCCCAAAACAUCUGCUCUAUUAGUAAUCGACAUGCAAAACUAUUUUUCCUCUAUGGCCAAACCUAUUCUCAACAAUGCAAUCACCACCAUCAACCUCUGCCGACAAGCUUCAAUCCCCGUUUUCUUCACUCGCCACUGCCACAAGUCCCCUGCGGACUACGGCAUGCUCGGGGAGUGGUGGGACAACGAUCUCAUCUUUGACGGCACCGUUGAUUCCGAGCUAAUCCCGGAGAUCGGACAGCUAGCCAGAGCCAACGAGGUGGUGGAGAAAAACACGUACAGUGCGUUCCAGAACACGCGCCUGCAGGAGAUGUUGCUGGAGAAAGGAGUGGAGGAGGUUGUAGUUACCGGUGUGAUGACGAAUCUGUGUUGCGAAACGACGGCUCGUGAAGCGUUUGUGAAAGGGUUUAGGGUGUUUUUCUCAACGGAUGCUACGGCUACCUCGGAUUUGGAGUUGCAUGAGGCUACUUUGAAGAACAUGGCUUACGGGUUUGCUUACCUCGUCGACUGCAAGGGGCUUCAGCAGGGGCUUUUUGGGAAUGAGAUAAACUGACAAAGUGACUUUGUUUCCCAUGACCAAGAAAUUGUAUAAUAGCCGGUUUCAUUUUCUUUUUUUUUUUUUUUUUUUUUUUUUGUGGCAAAACAAUCGGUUUCACUUCUGUAAUCUUCCUUAAUUUUUUUUCCCUGUCUUUUCUUAUAUCUAUGUCUUUUGUUAGGUGUAUUUUGUUUGAAUGAUGAUUUUUUUAACUCGA